AUGAUGAAACAGUAUUCAGUUUUGCUUUUUACCUUAAUCUAUGUUUUUAUGGUGCCAAGUAUCUUAGCUCGAUCCGUGAGAAAUGAAACCAACUAUGAAGAAACUGAUGACAAAAUAGCCCAACUGGGAAUAACUUCAACAAGGAGAAAACUGCAACAAUGUGCAGCAGAAAACCUAAUCGACAAGUGCUGGAGGUGCAAGCCCGACUGGGCACAAAACCGGCAAGAAUUAGCCAAAUGCGCACUUGGUUUCGCAAAAGGAACCACCGGCGGCCAAGGUGGUGAAAUCUACAUUGUCAUUGAUCCUUCAGACGAUGAUGCGGCAAAUCCAAAGACAGGGACCCUCCGCUUUGGUGUCAUCCAAAAUAAACCUUUGUGGAUCACCUUUGAAAAAGAUAUGAUCAUCAGUUUGAAACACGAGUUGGUAAUAAAUAAAGACAAGACAAUUGAUGGUAGAGGUGUCAAAGUUGAGAUUGCGAAUGGUGCCGGUUUCAUCCUUCCAAACAUCACCAAUGUGAUCAUUCAUGGGAUCCACAUGCAUGAUAUUAAAGAAACCGAAGGGGGGUUGAUCAAGGCUGUGGAGGAUAAACCGGCAGGGCCGAGACAUAAGACUGAUGGUGAUGGUAUCACCAUACAUGGUUCUUCCAAGAUAUGGAUCGACCAUUGCUCCCUCAGUAAGGGUGUCGAUGGGCUCAUUGAUGUCACCUUGGGUAGCACAGAUAUAACGGUUUCCAAUUGCAAAUUCACCCAACACCAAAAAGUCAUGUUGUUUGGGUCUGACGACAAAUAUCUACAAGACAAAAAUAUGCAAGCUACUGUUGCAUUCAACAUGUUCACUGAUGGAUGUGACCAAAGAAUGCCUAGAUGUCGAUUAGGGCUUUUCCAGGUUGUUAACAACAAUUAUGACCAAUGGGGAUUCUACGCCCUCGGUGGCAGCGCGGCCCCAACAAUACUCAGCCAUGGCAACAGAUUCUUUGCCCCCAAUGACCCUAUAAAAAAAAAUGUCGUGAGGAAAUCUGAUGCACCAGAGGCAGAGUUGAUGACAUGGAACUGGAGAUCACAAAAAGACUCUCUUGAAAAUGGAGCAAUCUUUGUGCCAUCCGGGUCUGAUCCGACGCUAACCCCUGUACAACAAGGCCUCAUGAUUCAAGCUGAACCAGGGGAAUCUGUUCCAAAGCUCACCAGUAAUGCUGGUGCACUAUCAUGCGUGCCCGGACAACCUUGUUAA
Messenger RNA from Helianthus annuus (common sunflower), 1227 nucleotides. Its product is annotated as pectate lyase 1. The record is from RefSeq and is a predicted model, not a curated record. NCBI's taxonomy places the organism in Eukaryota, Viridiplantae, Streptophyta, Magnoliopsida, Asterales, Asteraceae. The coding region runs from base 1 to 1227 and encodes 408 amino acids. Gene Ontology annotation, molecular function: pectate lyase activity. The transcript is spliced from 4 exons.